Molecule: messenger RNA, 1164 nt
Organism: Mastomys coucha (southern multimammate mouse)
Lineage: Eukaryota; Metazoa; Chordata; Mammalia; Rodentia; Muridae
Product: aldo-keto reductase family 1 member C13-like
Exons: 9
Coding region: 39-947 (302 amino acids)
Biological process (GO): steroid metabolic process
Cellular component (GO): cytosol
Molecular function (GO): steroid dehydrogenase activity; aldose reductase (NADPH) activity; ketosteroid monooxygenase activity
Source: RefSeq, a predicted model, not a curated record
AAGACUCAGGAAGUGCUUAGCCAGGGGAGUGAGAGACAAUGAGCUCCAAAGAGCAGUGUGUCAAACUAAAUGAUGGCCACUUCAUUCCUGCCCUGGGCUUUGGCACCUAUAAACCCAAUGAGGAUAGCCAUCAACAUCUCAUAGUGAAUGUUUACCCAGAACUAAGUGAGGUCUCCCAUUUACAACUCUCAACUGUGGGAAACUUACUGGAAUUCUACAAUGCAUCACUUUGGUGCACUUGUUUUCGUCCAGAGCUGGUCAAGCCUGCCUUGGAAAAAUCACUGAAAAACCUUCAACUGGAUUACAUUGAUCUUUACAUUAUGCAUUACCCAGUGCCAAUGAAGCCAGGGGAUGAUGAUUUUCCAGUAAAUGAGCAAGGGAAAUCUCUGUUGGACACUGUGGAUUUCCGAGACACAUGGGAGAUGUUGGAGAAGUGUAAGGAUGCAGGAUUGGUCAAAUCCAUUGGGGUGUCCAACUUUAACCACAGGCAGCUAGAGAGACUCCUAAACAAGCCAGGACUGAAGUACAAACCUGUCUGCAACCAGGUUGAAUGUCAUCUUUAUAUGAAUCAGAAUAAGCUGCUGGAUUACUGCAAAUCAAAAGACAUUGUUCUUGUUGCCUAUGGUGCUCUGGGAACCCAGCGAUAUAAAGAAUGGGUGGACCAGAACUCCCCAGUUCUGUUGAAUGAUCCAGUUCUUUGUGAUGUGGCCAAAAAGAACAAGCGAAGCCCUGCCCUGAUUGCACUUCGAUACCUGGUUCAGCGUGGGGUUGUGCCCCUAGCCCAGAGUUUCAAAGAGAAUGAGAUGAGAGAGAAUUUGCAGGUUUUUGGAUUUCAGUUGUCCCCUGAGGACAUGAAAAUACUAGAUGACCUGAACAAAAAUUUUCGAUACCUUCCAGCUGAGUUCUUUGUGGACCACCCAGAGUAUCCAUUUUCAGAGGAAUAUUAACAUAGAACCUAAUUAUGACUGCUGCCUGAAGUCCCUGUGUGUGGACCAUGAUGCUGAUGAUGUGACCUAGAUGAUGUUGGAUGGACAUGUCAUUUCUGAUCAAUCCAGGUUGCUUAGCAACUCACAUUCACCUGAAGCUGUAGUUAAUGAUCUCAAAGAAAAGGAACAUAAUUUUGAUGAUGUUUUGAAAUAAAUAUAUACUUUUCUCUUCAAAAGA